Polyodon spathula (Mississippi paddlefish) is the source of this 818-nucleotide messenger RNA. RefSeq names its product proteasome 20S subunit beta 6 (gene psmb6). Lineage: Eukaryota; Metazoa; Chordata; Actinopteri; Acipenseriformes; Polyodontidae. Gene Ontology annotation, molecular function: threonine-type endopeptidase activity. Gene Ontology annotation, cellular component: proteasome core complex. The record is from RefSeq and is a predicted model, not a curated record.
CCGCCUCCCCCCCCUCUGUUACGCAGCGUGUGGCGGCGGCUCCUCAAGCACACACACACAGACAUGGCGGCGGUUAUGGCGGGUCAGGGAGCGCAGAGUCUCUCUUAUAAUCACAAUCUGACACCGGAGUGGACCCGGCGGGAAGUCAGCACCGGGACCACGAUCAUGGCGGUGGAGUUUGACGGAGGAGUCGUUAUGGGGGCCGAUUCCCGGACGACCACGGGGUGAUUUUCCAACCAAAAGGUGACCGAUGUUCUCUAAACCCAGAUCCACGACCAGAUCUUCUGCUGCCGCUCGGGGUCCGCUGCCGACACGCAGGCCAUCGCGGACGCCGUGACUUACCAGCUGGGCUUCCACAGGCUGGACGAGGCUCCCCUGGUCCAGACAGCGGCCAGCCUCUUCAAGGAGAUGUGCUACAAGUACCGAGAGGAACUGAUGGCCGGCAUCAUCGUGGCAGGGUGGGACAGAGACGAGGGUUUAACAACCGUCCCAUCGAUGGGGGGGAUGAUGGGAGAGCAGCCCUUCUCGAUUGGGGGCUGCAGCUCCUACACCACUCUCGGCUUCGUGGAUUCAUCCUACCGCGGGAUGAGCAAGGAAGAGUGCCUGCAGUUCACUGCCAACGCGCUCUCCCUGGCGAUGGAACGCGAUGGCUCCAGCGGGGGGGUGGUGCGUCUGGCUGCCAUCACAGAGUCCGGCGUGGAGCGCAGGGUCAUCCUGGGGAACCAGCUCCCCAAAUUCGCCAGCUGCUAGAGGGGACUCCCCCCCCUUGUACUGUACCCCUCCCCCCCUCCUACUGCAAAUAAACUACCCAAAACAAA